CUUUUCUCUGCUCUGCCUUUUCCAGCCAGGACGGACUGCCAAAAAGACCUGUGGCCGCUGUCUCCUGCCUCUCUCCACAGAUUUCCCCCUGGUUUGCCAUAUCCCCUCCUGAUACGCCAUGGACCCCAACGCCAUCAAGGAGGAGUUGCGUUUGUUCCAGAGCACCCUGCUCCAGGACGGGCUGAAGGAGCUGCUGAACGAGAACAAGUUUGUGGACUGUACCCUGAAGGUAGGCGACCGCAGCUUCCCCUGCCACCGGCUCAUCAUGGCCGCCUGCAGCCCUUACUUCAGGGAGAUCUUCUUCACAGAGGACGGGAAGGAGGUGGAGAACACCAAAGAAGUCAUCCUGGAAGAUGUUAACCCUUCAAUCCUGGAUAUGAUCAUCCAGUACCUUUACUCCGCAGAAAUUGACCUCACAGAUGACAAUGUACAGGAUAUAAUCGCUGUGGCAAACCGGUUCCAGAUCCCCUCUGUCUUCACUGUUUGUGUCAACUACCUUCAGAAGAAGCUGUCCAUGGCCAACUGCAUGGCCAUUUUCAGGAUGGGCCUGGUCCUCAGCUGUCCAAGGCUGGCCGUGGCUGCACGAAACUACAUCGCUGACCGCUUUGAGCUCCUCUACAAGGAUGAGGAGUUCCUCCAACUUGCGCCCCAUGAACUUUUCGCUGUCAUCGGCGGAGACACGCUGAACGUGGAGAAGGAGGAAUUAGUGUUUGAGGCCGUCAUGGCUUGGGUCCGCCAUGACAAGGAGAAGCGCGUCAAAGUCCUGAAAGAUGCUUUCAGCUGCAUCCGCUUCCGCCUGCUCCCAGAGAAGUACUUCAAAGACAGAGUGGAAACCGAUGAUAUCAUCAAAGCUGACCCAGAGCUGCAGAAGACGAUCCAGAUCAUCAAGGAUGCCUUCAAGGGGAAACUUCCAGAGAAACCCAAGAAGAAGGAAGGGGAGGAGGGGGCCAGCACGGAAGGAGGCGAAGAGGAGGAGGACAGCCCAUUCCCUGGCUUCCUCAAUGACAACCGCAGAUUUGGCAUGUACGCACGCGACUUCAUCUUGAUGAUCAAUGACACGGCCGCUGUGGCGUAUGACGUCAACGAGAACGAAUGCUUCCUGGCGGCCAUGUCGGAGCAGGUGCCACGAAACCACGUGAGCCUGACAUCACAGAAGAACCAGCUCUACAUCAUCGGUGGACUGUUUGUGGAUGAGGAAAACAAAGAUCUACCCCUGCAGUGUUACUUCUACGUAAUGGACCCACUUAUAUCUGACUGGGUCGCCCUGCCGCCUAUGCCGUCUCCAAGAUGCCUCUUCAACAUGGGCGAGAGCGAGAACAUGCUUUUUGCUGUAGCAGGAAAAGACCUCCAAAGCAACGAGUCACUGGAUAGUGUCAUGUGCUACGAUGUGGAGAAAAUGAGGUGGAGUGAGACCAAAAAGCUUCCUCUGAAGAUUCAUGGCCAUGCUGUCGUGUCCCACAAAGGCCUGGUGUACUGCAUUGGAGGAAAGACAGAUGACAACAAAGCCCUGAACAAGAUGUUCACUUACAACCACAAGCAGUCAGAGUGGAGGGAGCUGGCAGCCAUGAAGACACCCAGAGCCAUGUUUGGAGCCGUCAUUCACAACGGAAAGAUUGUGGUAGCCGGUGGUGUGAACGAGGAGGGUCUCACUGCCACAUGUGAAGCCUAUGACUUCACAACAAACAAGUGGGAGCCUUUCACGGAGUUCCCCCAGGAGAGAAGCUCCGUCAACCUGGUGAGCAACGGUGGCUCGCUGUACGCCGUGGGUGGCUUUGCGAUGAUUCAGAUGGAGAACAAAGAGGUAGCUCCCACAGAGGUCACCGACGUCUGGCAGUAUGAGGAAGAUAAGAAGGAGUGGAGCGGUAUGCUGAGGGAGAUGCGUUAUGCCGCCGGCUCCUCCUGUGUCUCCAUGCGCCUCAACGCUGCCAGGAUGCCUAAACUGUAGACAAACACUUCUUUUUCCACCCCUUCCAACAUCACCUCAUGUCAAACCCCCUUCUUUAAGCGAGUUUCCUCCAAACCAUCUCAUCUUCUGCACGUCAAGAUGAUCUUUGCCAUUAAUUUCUUCAGUACACACUUGGUUCUGCCUCUUCAAAGACUGUACCAUCCCCCAAAGAAUAAAAAAAAAACAGAAGCUGCAAUUUAGAUUGAUCCAUAAAGCUCUGUUUACAUCCUUUCUAGCUCUUUUGUAAAA
Molecule: messenger RNA, 2194 nt
Organism: Sphaeramia orbicularis (orbiculate cardinalfish)
Lineage: Eukaryota; Metazoa; Chordata; Actinopteri; Kurtiformes; Apogonidae
Product: kelch-like protein 41b
Exons: 6
Coding region: 119-1945 (608 amino acids)
Molecular function (GO): protein binding
Source: RefSeq, a predicted model, not a curated record